ACGAUGGAUUUGACCCCGCCGUCAUACGAGUCUGCAACAGACCGGGAUGCAUGGGCCAUCAUCGCCCAUUACAUUCCCUCCAGCGACCUCUGCGCAGCCUCGCUGGUCUGCCAUCGAUGGCACGAUCUGUUUAUGCCGUUCCUAUGGGGUGACCCGGCGUCGCAUUUCGGUACAGAAAAUGACGCAGUUUAUGUGGCCCUAACACGGUUUAGAAGGACUCUCAAAUAUGCCAGGCGAGAAGUACGGGCACUAACCCAUACACUUCAUUUGCCGCCGGCAUUGUCAGAGAUCUACGGUGGUCCCCGACCAGGCUGGCUGAGAGAUAUUCUAGAGUAUCUGCCUUGUCUGCAAUGUUUGAUGGUCUCAAGGCUACCCUUCUUUGACCAUAAUGCAAUGGUUGCUCUGAGAAACCAACCAAGAUCUAGUGAAUACAACGUCCGCCUAUUGUUAGCGGAUCAUGAGCCUAACACGACUUCGGCUGGACUGGCGGAGACUAUUCUUCGUUUUCCGAGGCUGACGUAUCUGGAUCUCUCGUAUACCAAGUCAGCGCGAGACCAGAGUGUCUUGUCUUCACUAUCUCAGCUUGAGCACCUUCAAGUAUUGAAACUGCGCGGUAUUGGAUUGAAGGACACCGAUGCCGAGUUCCUGGCCAAUGCCAUUGGAACCAGAACUCGUUUCCUGGAUGUGCGAAACAACAUGCUCACCGACAUGGCAGUCCGGUCCCUACUACAAGCGUCGUUUAAUCCACCGGAUCAACCAGUUGGGCGUGGUAUAAGACAAUCCGGUAAUUCGCCAGACCAUGCGCCCCCAGCAACCCAGCAGAGCCGCCAAUCAGAAUUUCUCAAGUCCCCAGACCUCGAUGAGCAAUUCCUCAAGUUUCUCGCACAGCCUGGUUCGAAUCACCCCUGGAUAGAGGACCUACCACACACGGGGAUCACUCACCUCUACAUCGCCAACAAUCCAAUCACAGUAGAAGGUGUAGCCGGUCUCUUAGCUUCAUCUCGCCUCCACGCCCUCGAUGUCGGUACCGUGAACACCGCAGAUGUCAUUCACAAAACAGCCUCCAGACAUGGGAUAUGCCCCGGAGCAGAGAAGCUAGUACCUAUCCUGGGCAACAUCGCCGGAGACAAGCUCACCUACUUUCGAGCACAUCAUGCCGUUGUUACUGCGGAGCCUCCGGCGAAAGACUCGGCAGCCAAAGGCGAAUUCAUACCAGAGCUUCCUUCCAGCAGCGAGGUGCGACGUGAAGCUGAGUUGGAUGCGUCACAGGAGAUUUAUGAGCUGCCAGGAGAGAAUCUUCCGGUCUUUGAGCUUGCAGACACGUCAAUAUCGGAUUCUCAAGGUUCGACGGUUACAACUCCAGUCCCACGGCUGAAGAAUCCAUACGAGGAUGAGCCGUUGCCUGCAGUUAGGCGUGGAUCUGCAUUUGCACCGGAAGUUGUACUUGAGCCAAGUGACGACAGCAACACCAUGACGUCCAACGGCUUUACCAAUUCGCUUUCCUAUCAGGAAAAUGAUGAAGGCACCCUACAAUCAAUCUCGACCCUUUCUGUACUCGAUGACAGCUCCAUGGCAUCAAUCCCACAAUGCAGCUCUCCAAUAUCAACAGACGACCCCCAGGCCCAGAGAAUCCAGGAGCUGCUAGCGAAACGUCCACGAAACCAGUCCCUCCCUCUCCGAGGUGGGAAAGAAAGCCGAUUCCCUUAUUUACACCCAUCCCAUAUUCCCCAUCUCGAAACAUUGGUCUUGACGGACGUUCCCUCACACCUCCUGCCCAAUUCUCCGAUCCUGUACACCUUGACUCGAUUCAUCACUGCUUGCUCCAACGAAGCUCUACUCGCCACUCUCCAAGCUGGAUCGGAUUAUUCCCUGCCACCUGGCCAGGCACGCAUGCGAGCUGAACAAGAGCGCUCCCGAACGCUCUUUGGAUUACGGCGAAUAGUCCUUGAAGUCACCCCCACUGAUAGCUCCACCCGACUGACUACGUGGAAACCGGGUGUCCAAAACUCAAGUACAGGUGAUCGCGACUCGGAGGCUCUCUGGGCAGCAGCCGCGGACGACUUUAGCUUCUUCGAGGAGAUGGAGUGUGGUAUCCCCGAAAAUGACCCGGGCAAAUACUUCCCAAUGGCCGUGCUCAACGAAAAGGUCUCCCUCAUGCCCUCGGACGACGAUGCCUCCACACAUUCUGGCGCCGAAUCACCCCUGCCGAGCCACCAUAUCUCGCAGAAAAGCGCAACAUCUGCCGUACGCAGUACACGCAGUCCGUCUCGACCGGUUACAAAAGGGUCGCAGCCCACACUCUUGAAAGAAAUUGAUCUGGUGGCUGAACUCGCUGCCUUCCGUCGUGCUAAGAAAGUUGAGUAUGAGCAGGCCGUGCGUCGGGAGAGAGGACGGCGCAGCACUAAUGGGACGGGGAUAUCGAGCGUGCCCGCUGUGACGACGCCGCAGAUCUCGAUGGCACAAUUUGUCGAGGGACAUUGGAAGGGUGAGAUUAAGAUUGUGAGGAAUCCGACGUCGAAGAUGCGUAGCGGGAUGGUGGAUAUGUAUGGGAAUUAUUUCGAGAAGGGCUACCUCUAUCCUUGA
Molecule: messenger RNA, 2583 nt
Organism: Penicillium daleae
Lineage: Eukaryota; Fungi; Ascomycota; Eurotiomycetes; Eurotiales; Aspergillaceae
Product: F-box protein
Exons: 2
Molecular function (GO): protein binding
Source: RefSeq, a predicted model, not a curated record